This is a messenger RNA of Cyprinodon tularosa, 2433 nucleotides long. RefSeq lists its product as uncharacterized. Gene Ontology annotation, biological process: inner mitochondrial membrane organization; protein insertion into mitochondrial inner membrane from matrix. The coding region runs from base 116 to 946 and encodes 276 amino acids. The transcript is spliced from 5 exons. The record is from RefSeq and is a predicted model, not a curated record. Gene Ontology annotation, cellular component: mitochondrial inner membrane. NCBI's taxonomy places the organism in Eukaryota, Metazoa, Chordata, Actinopteri, Cyprinodontiformes, Cyprinodontidae. Gene Ontology annotation, molecular function: ribosome binding.
CUAAAUGCAUUGUGGGUAGAACAUGGGGUGACUUGCAUAAGGUUGGUCUGCUGGAGCGGUGGAUGUGGUGUGUGAGCCGGUGCUCGGUCCUGUCGCUGGCCGCCUCCCCGCCCUCAUGCAGCGGAUCAGCGGCCUCGCUGUUCGCCCGGAGCUCCGCGGCUUCGCUGCCUCCGGAGUCCGGAGCGGAAGCCGCGGCUCGAUCUGCUGCAGGCAGCCGGCUGUGGAUCUACACCGGAGGGGACAGUGGAGCGCUCUGUGUGCCCGGCCUUCUAUCGCAGCAUCCGGACAGAUAAGCUCCAGGCGGAGCGUCCUGUUUGCUGGAGAGAAAUGCAGACUGUUCAGCUCCCAGGCUGGAGCCGAGGGGCCGCCGGGGGGCCCAGGUCCCGGGCCCCACAUCUCUGUGAUCGGCAUCCCAGACCCGCUCACCUGGAUCCGCUGCAAAAUCAUAACGCUGCUGAUCGAUCUUUACUUUGAGGUGGACAUAAACUCUGCAGACUUUCAGAAAGGAGUGAAGCAGGCGUUGGUUCAGGUUUCCAGUAAGAUGUCCAGCGGCAGAUACCAUGAACUGAAAGGGCUUGUGAGCGAUGAGAUGAGGGAAUAUGUGGAGGAGAAGUGCAAACCUCUCACUAAGGCUCAGAGGAAGCAGCUUGCUGUCAACAUGGAGGACAUCAUAUUUUUGCUCCCCGAGGACAUCUCGGUGGUCUUUGAUGAGCAUGGGAGGAAGUUCUGUUUCGUCGUCAUGAGGUUUUGGCUCGUGUCGUCGCACGAGGGUCCUGACGACCCAGAGGGCACCAAAAUCUUCAAGGUGGCCUCAAGCGAAGACGGGAAUCCCCACAAGAAACUGGCAACUGCUGUUUAUGAAUUCCACGGAGAGCUAAAGCCAGGGGUCUCUCCUGAUUGGACGGUAACUACGGUCUGGCACUGGCACUGGAAAGCUGCUGAGUGAGUUCCCAGGAUGCAACGGGACGACCGCCUGCUGAAUUUACAAUGUUUGAAGGAGCAGAUUUCACUCAUGGGAGAAAAGACUUAAAGCUCAGAUGCUCUCAGAACUCAGCAGAACAUUCAGCCAUGGCUGAGAAGUAUGGUGACACUUUUUUUCCCCAAUUCAUUAAGGUUUUACCUUAAAGAACAAUAAAUAUGAAUUGUUUGAUUGGUAUAAAAUUAGGUUAAUAAAAAACCCAGGCCAACAAGUUUGGACAUAUAACACCGUUCCAUCGUUUUGGGUGGAAGAAGUAAAAUGUUGCAAAGCUAACAUGAUGCCAUGUUUUCUCUCUUUUGGCAUUGUGACGCUGUUGUUGCUCAUCACUUCAGCAAGGGUUCAGACGGGUGCUGAAAUCUUUGCUAUCUUCUUUCUUAGCAAAUGAAAAAUGGGGAUGACAUUAAAGGCCAAAGUAAAGAAGGUACAUGUUUCAACAUCGUCUUUUCGAUCACCAUACCAUGUGUGUGUGUGUCGACACAAUGUUACUAUGGAGAAAAAUUAGCAGGGAUUCCAGAGAGGUUUUAUUUUUGCUGCCUAUCGAUGUGGAAAUGGGAACAGAGCAUUUUCCAAGGUGUUUUAAGUCAAGAAGACACUUUUUUUUAGUAAUCUGUCAAUCCUCUCAAGAUCCCAAAAAUUCACCCAAGGUCAAAGUUGUGAUGCUCGUUUAAUAUGAACAUUUUAUUUAUUUAUAGUAGAUAUUUGUGAGGAACUAUAGGUUGUCAUUUAUUGAAAAGGUCAUGAUAGGUUGGUGGCAGUACAUUUUCUUUAUCUGGUCUAAAGAAAGGGGUUAUUUUAUUAUGUAUGGUUUGCAGAUACCUGGUCUAAAUUUGGCCCCAACUGGAUGAUCAUCAGACUCUCAAACCUGCCUCUCCACACAUCUUCACCAAAAUGGCUACAAAAGGAAAGAACCAGGAUGGUGUUAUUUCCCAGAAUUUAUGGUCCUGUGUUUCUUAAAACUUUCAGAAUUUUGUUCAUCUGUGGAUGAUUUAUACCUGACUUUUAAGACCUCUUAAAAACUGUUCUUUAAUGUUCCUACUGGAAAAGCCAGGCAAUGAAAAUGGGUAAACCUGCUUUUAGCAUACCUGCAAACAAACCCAUACCCCACUUGAACUAUUCCCUUGAUGCCUUUAAUGCUCCAGAACAUUUUAAUUUGAUAUUAACUUUUUUUUGUUUUUUUGUUGCUUUUUUUCCCCAACACUCCUUUUAAGUUUUUCUGCCUUUAGUUCUUUUUUCAGACUUUGCCAACAUAAAACAUGAAAUCUGUGAUUCUUCAGCAGAUGGUACGCAUGCAAUCUCCCAAACAGCCUGUGAAACCAUCAGCUGAACAGAAGUUUAUUUUUAUUUUUUUUCAUUCUGAAGGAAUUGUUUCAAACCAUUUUACCAAAGUCUGGAAUGUUCCUCAGGAUUGCGUUUUCUAUUGUUUUCUAUAAAUAAACUGCUUCAUCUUUAUUACA